GACUUCACCAACCAACAAACACUCUUCUCAGUGGCUUUUUUUUUAAUUGAUCGGAUCCUCCAAGCAGCAGCCGAAGACGACCGCCGGCGAUUUCCGGUUGGCAAUUGUUCUCAUCUGAUCUGCUUUCUCGCGCUCCAAGUUUAAUGGAAGCAUUAACUACUUCAAGGGUUGUGCCAGUUCAGGUCCCCUGUAGAAAGCUCUCUUCACUUUUUGCUAAUUUUUCUUGCCUUGAGUUAAGGAGAUAUCCUUGUAGAGGUCUUGUCUCCAUUAUGAACCAUCCCAAAUUGCUUCGUCCAGUGACUGCUUCUGUGCAGCCUCACGAGUUGUCGACUUUGGGGCAUGAAGGCAACAUUGUUCCUUCUAAAGAAAUUCUUGAUCUUUGGAGAAGUGUUGAAGCGGUAUGUUUCGAUGUGGACAGCACGGUUUGUGUGGAUGAAGGUAUUGAUGAACUUGCUGAGUUUUGUGGAGCUGGAAAGGCUGUUGCUGAAUGGACUGCCAGAGCUAUGGGUGGAUCUGUUCCAUUUGAAGAAGCUCUAGCUGCAAGACUUUCUUUAUUCAAGCCUUCUCUUUCAAAAGUAGAGGAAUAUCUCGACAAGAGACCCCCAAGGCUAUCUCCUGGCAUUGAAGAGUUGGUCAAGAAACUCAGAGCCAAUAACAUUGAUGUCUAUUUGAUAUCUGGAGGUUUUCGACAGAUGAUCAAUCCUGUAGCAUCGAUUCUUGGCAUCCCUCGGGAGAAUAUCUUUGCCAACAAUCUUCUAUUUGGAAACUCCGGCGAGUUUCUGGGAUUUGAUGAGAACGAACCUACGUCAAGAAGUGGAGGCAAAGCCAAGGCAGUGCAACAAAUACGAAAGGUUCACGGAACUUUAUUAAUUUGCAAGCUCCCAUAUCUCUUCUUAAGUACAACACUUUGUACCAAUGAAACUUGGUUCUUUCCAGGGUCGUCUCUACAAGACUAUGGCCAUGAUUGGAGAUGGUGCUACUGAUCUCGAAGCACGUAAACCUGGUGGCGCAGAUUUGUUCAUAUGCUACGCUGGAGUUCAGCUUCGUGAAGCCGUUGCAGCAAAUGCAGACUGGCUUAUCUUUAAGUUUGAAUCUCUCAUAAACUCAUUGGACUAAAAGCCUCUAUAGUGAUUAUUCUCGUUUAGCUAAACUCAUUAUUCAUAUCUCCAAAUUUGUACCCUUUUAUGAAUUUGUAUCAAAUACCAAUUGAAUCAACAAAUGUUUUUGCCAACUUUAGCCGCUUGAUAUGUUUGUUCAAGCAUAAGAGCGUUGUUAUAACAAAAUAGUGGUCUUUGUGAAGAGAAAAUUAAACCACAGACUAAUCAAUCUUGGCGGUAGACAUAUCUGGAUGUCCAGUUAACGAACAAAGCCAUAGCCACCACCACCAAAUCCACCGCGACCAAAUCCACCACGAGCAUAUCCCCCACGACCACCACCAUAACCUCCCCUUCUUGCAAAACC
This is a messenger RNA of Arabidopsis thaliana (thale cress), 1461 nucleotides long. It is a transcript of the gene PSP, whose product is annotated as 3-phosphoserine phosphatase. The transcript has 7 exons. The record is from RefSeq and is marked reviewed. Gene Ontology annotation, molecular function: L-phosphoserine phosphatase activity. Gene Ontology annotation, cellular component: chloroplast. NCBI's taxonomy places the organism in Eukaryota, Viridiplantae, Streptophyta, Magnoliopsida, Brassicales, Brassicaceae. Bases 144 to 983 code for a protein of 279 amino acids. Gene Ontology annotation, biological process: L-serine biosynthetic process.